GAAUCGCAAACUUUUAACGCCCAAAACACCUAAAAAACCCAACAUGCUCGUAAGGUUCAAAUUGAUUUAGAUAUUUGUAAACAUUAAACAUUAAAUUCAUUAAGUAAAGGGUGUUUAAUCUAAAUAAUUAAUAAAAUCAAAAGUCAACAUGCUCAACCUUCAGCAGAUAUCAAAAGCAGAUCCAAUUCUUUUGCCUACACUUUUAAAUUCAUUACAAGAUAAUCGUGUUUUUAAAAAGGUCGAGUAUCGUGAAUCAUUCAUUAAGAAUAUAAAUACUCUGUUAACUUUGAGAGAGUCAAGGAAAAGUGCGUUAUCCAUUUUAAAUAUCUUCUGUGAUCAUCACACAAUAGUUAAUUCACCGGCUACUGAAAAGACAUGCCCAGAAAUAAGUUGGAUAAAUCAUCUUUUAAAGAUCAUCGAACAGGAUCAACAUAGUCAUAUUGUAUGCUUCCAAGUUUUGACAAAACUGAUGAGGAUCUUGUCAGGAAAUCCAGACACAAACAAAAUUAUUCAAUCGAAAUACAUUCAGAAAAUCAUUGAAUCGAUCUUAGGAUGCUCAGCUUCCCCAAUUCCAGCAUUAACAUGUCUUGCAACAUGCUUCGAACUGCAUGGUGGAACCAGUGGCAUUUAUAAGAAUAAAAUUUAUGAUUAUUGUGUGUCAUUUAUCGAUUUUCCUGAUGAUGGAAUAAUUGAAAAAGUCGGCCUUUGUCUUCAUCUUCUUCAACAAUCAAGAGGAGGAAGUGUAGGUGGUGGUGUUUAUAAAAAGUGCUGGGCAGAAUAUCAUGAUAAAACUAUUGGAUCUCUGGAAGAGCUUCUAGAAGAAAUCAUGAAGAAAAGUAGUGACAAAAAUGAUGUUGGAAAAUCUGGAAAACUUCAAUUACCGGAAUUGAAAUUGUCACCACAACCAUUUAACAGAUACACGCAACUAUUCAUUCGCUUUCAAAAUAUUAUGACUUUCUUACGUGUUAGUUUAAUUAAACCUUUCACAACAUCAAAAUCAAUUAAGAUAAGUCGGAUUCUUUCAUUGAUUGAAGAUGGAAUCAUGAUGAGUCAAGGACUGAUUGGUAAGAAAGCAAUCGCUGAAAGUCUCGUGUUAUCAUUGAUUCAUAGCCGUCUUCAUCUUAAUUUGCUUGAUCUUCUUAACACUUUAAUGGUGGUGUUAAAACAAAACAUCAUCACAUACUCGAAGAAUAUUAGUGAUAUCCUUUGGAGAUGUUUGAAGCAAACGAGCAACAAUGAACAACAAAAGUUUGAAACAAAUUUGAAACUUCGAGCUGCAACUUAUGAUGCUUUCAUAAAUUUCAUGAAAAUUUCACCAAAUAAUUUUCACUUCAAAAAUGUUAUGGAAAAUAUAAUGAAAGAAGCUUUUAUCGAUGUGACACCAACCAAUGAUGAAAUUUGUUUGAUUGUUCCCCAACAAGAUAAUAAAAAGUCAAAUAGACGGAAGAAAGUGAACAUCGACAAGAAGUUUUUGAAGCAAAAAACGCAUAUGGCGAGUAACGAAGACGAGCAGCUGACAUGUGUGAAAGCUUUAGAAUGUUUAAGAUUCAUUUUAAUCUCACAAGGAGCUAUAAUGAAGCCAACAUUGUUUUAUAUCAUGCAAGAGAAGAUAUUAGCGAUUGGAUUUUCAAUUUCAUCGACCAUUCAACAAGAUGGUGACUUGUAUCGCGAUCCAUCAUGUCGAUCAAGACUCUCAGACCUCAUCACUUCAAUGAUGACUCAUCCAGUUCAAAAAAUACCAACUCUUAUUAACUAUUGUAUCGCUUUAUUGACAAAAAUUAAACAAACUGAUUCCGAUGCAAAAGUUCGUGAGAAUGCUGAAAGAAAUCUUUACACGGCUGAGACGACAAUUCAUAAUAGAAAAGAUGUUUUCUAUUUCCCAAUUGAUUAUCGAGAGUUUCGUGACACUUUGAUGUUUAACAAACAAAUAAUAAAGAAGUUUAAUGAACCAGUUGUGACAAUUGAAAAGGUAAACAAUGAAGAGAGUAAUGAUGUGAAUGAAAAUAUUGAGAAUGAAGAAGAUGAUGAGAAACAAGAAUCGAUCUCAGUUGCUGAAGGAAAUGAGAUAUCUGAAGAGGAAGUUCUGGAGGAAUCAUCAAGUGAAGAAGAAUCUCCAAUCAUUGAACCGCUAUCGACUAAGACGACAAAUCCAUCAAGCGAGAAAGUCACUGAAAAUAAAAGGCCAUCGACAGCGGAAGAUUCUCACACCACCGAGAAGAAGCAGAAAAUUUCCAAUGGGAAAGAAGAAGAACUUCUUGAAGAAUACCUUGCAGAUUUCACUGACGACAUGUGAACGAAAGAAAUUCUUAUAAAUAAAACAUGAAAUAUUUCUACUCAAA
Molecule: messenger RNA, 2339 nt
Organism: Clunio marinus
Lineage: Eukaryota; Metazoa; Arthropoda; Insecta; Diptera; Chironomidae
Source: the annotation of a GenBank genome assembly